GCUGGAGAUACAAAUACUGAUCAAAACCAAAAUCAAAGCCAAAAUCCAAAUGCUAAUCAAUCUGGCAAUUCAUCAAACUCUAUAAACCUUGAUCCUACUCAGCCUAAUAGCCCAUAUUUCAUUGGAAGCAAUGACAGUACUGGAGCCUUGCUCGUAACUCACACCUUGGAUGCUAACAAUUAUCAUUCAUGGGCGAGAUCAAUGAAAAGAGCAUUGAGAAUCAAAAAUAAAUUGGGAUUCAUUCAUGGAAGCUUAAGUGAACCAGCAAACCCGAAUGACCCACUCAUGGAAUACUAGUUGGUUGUAAUGACAUAGUUAUUACCUGGAUACAGAACACAAUGGCAGUUGACAUCAAAUGUAGUACCACAUAUGCUGAAACGACGCAUCACCUAUGGAUUGAGCUGGAGCAACGUUUUGCUCAACAAAAUGCACCUCGAAUCUUUGAAAUCAAACAAGCCAUAAGUAUGCUAUUGCAAAACCAAGAUCCUGUAAGUGUUUAUUUCUCCAAAUUCAAAACACGUCUAGAUGAACUCAUGAACUAUGAAACUGUACCUAACUGUAAUUGUGGAGGUUUGAAGACAGUCAUUUAGAAUCAACAAAGGGACUGCGUAAUGAAAUUUUUAAUGGGCUUGUGUGAUUCAUAAAGGAAUUAAGGCACAAAUCCUGUUGAUCAAACCAUUUCCCAGUUUAAAUGAAGUUUACUUGAUAAUACAAUAGGAAGAGAAAGAAGGGAGAUAUCAACUGAAGGAUACUUACAUGAAUCUAUGGCUCUUCUUGCAAAGGGAAAUUUCAAAGAAAAGGGAAGGCAAAACACUUAUGCGCAGAAGAAAGAUAGAUACUACUGCACUUUUUGUAAAAUUGGAGGACACUCACUUGAUAGAUGCUUCAAGGCAAACCCAGACAGACCAAUUUGUACCCACUUUCAAAUUCUUGGCCAUCAAGUGGACAAAUGCUACAAACUUCAUGGCUAUCCUCCAGUCCACAAAUUUAGUGGAAAGGAAAAGGUAUCAGCAAAUCAAGCUAUGACAUCUUUAUCUCCAGCACAAGGGGUUGGAAACAGCAAAUCUCAGGUGUCCUUAAGUCAAAAACAAAUUUCACAGCUCAUGGCUCUUCUCAAACCUGUCACUAACUCUCAAAGCCAGAACCACUCAACCAACAAUGAUCAAAGUGUCAUUACCUCCACCUCCACUGAUGAAAAUUUACACCUACUAUCUGGUAUGUCCCUAUGUAUGUCUGUUAUCAAACUAAAAUAUCCUAACAUGUUGAAUGUUCCUUGGACACUCGACACAGGAGCAACAGAUCAUAUGAUCUACUCCAGUUCAUUCUACUCAUCAAUUCGUACUGAGGCUGAAUAUUCCAUAGCUCUACCAAAUGGCAACGUGGUCCCUGUUACUCACAUAGGGACUGCAAAGGACCUUUCAACUUGGAAGACGAUUGGUAUGGGUGAAGUAAAAGAAGGGCUGUAUCACAUGAUGGUCAAAGAUGUUUCCUCUUCAGCACUAUCAGAUUACCUGAACAAAUUACAUAUUCAGACCCAAAUUCCUAUAUCAGCUUCAGCUACCUCAAAUAUUCAAGACUUUGAUGUUUAGCAUUACAGAUUAGGACACACUUCUUACUCUAUUCUUAGUGUUGAUGGUGAUUUUCAAUUCUCCAAAUCAUCUAAUAAUAAAUUUUGUUCCAUAUGCUCUCUGUCUAAAUUGCACAAAUUACCUUUUUACACAAGCAAUCACAAAACUGACAAAUGCUUUGAAUUAUUACAUUGUGACA
This is a messenger RNA of Olea europaea var. sylvestris, 1767 nucleotides long. RefSeq lists its product as uncharacterized. NCBI's taxonomy places the organism in Eukaryota, Viridiplantae, Streptophyta, Magnoliopsida, Lamiales, Oleaceae. The coding region runs from base 765 to 1589 and encodes 274 amino acids. The record is from RefSeq and is a predicted model, not a curated record. The transcript has 2 exons.